AUGGAAAUUCAACCUCUGUGGUCCCAAGCCUCACCUUUCACAUACACCACUUACUACGACGUGCAGCAUUUUGAAGCAGUGUGCCGGGAGCCCUGUGAGGUGGCACAUGCUGGCACCCACAGCAUCAAUUCCCAUGGGGCUGGGGGGAAUGCACGUGCGUAUGUGUGCAAGUACGUGUAUGUAUCGGAGAAGGGAGCUUUUCUGCCCAUCAAAGGAGCUUCCUCCGUGUUUGAGUCUGACUAUAAGUCUGUCCGACUGUCCAUCUGUCCACCCGCCUGCUUGUCCACCCUUGUGCAGGUGUCAAAGAAGGAAGGCAACAGCAUCACAAUCAAGUACCCCUCUCCCUCCUCAAUCCGCAAGGCCUUUGGAUUCAUGCACGCAGCAAGAGAAGAAGCAGCAUCGCCAGCAGCAGCAGCAGCACCAAAUCCCCUUCCCGCCCAGCAGCACCACUUCCACGAGCAACACCACCAGCAGCAGCGGCGGCACAAGUUUCUCCACAGGGGCGCUAUCAACGGAUCCUCUUCCUCAUCCUCUCUCCCCCUGGGUCUGCACCUGGGAUGCAGGCCCGACCUUGAUGCCUCCUUCACCUUUCUCUCUGCUCUACCUUCUCCCGCUCCUCAAAUCCAGCCUCCCUCGCCCACCACCACCUCCCCCACCACCUCCCCCACCCCCUUCCCCUUCCCGCCCACCUCCCCCCUGUGUGCGCGGCUGUUCAAGCGUGCUGUGCCGCGCAGUGAGUACCUGCAACAGGCGCACCUGCUCUCCUUCUGGCUGCUGCACCCCCACGACUUCCCCUGGGCUCAUGCUGAUGCUGCUGGGGAUGCUUGUGUCACUUUUAAGGGUUCUAAAUCUCCCUGCGCGGCUGCUGGGGAAGUGGGGUCUGAUGAAGAGCAAGGGGAGGAGAUCAAGCGUGAGGGGGAGGGCGUGGGGGAGGGAGAAGGGGGGUCUACUGCUGCUGCUGCGAGGGUGAUGGUGAGCGGUGGGGAGGGAGGAGGUGAGAUGAUGAUUGGAGUUGAAUCAGGAGUGGGUGGUGAAGCAGGAGAAUCAGGGGAAGGAGGGGAAGCAGCAGUGGACGCAUUUGCAAGUGUGGAUGAGGCAGCAGAGGCACUCACUCAGCUGAAACCAUGCCGGGCAGUUCCCCAUGCUCAUCCUGCUGCUGCUACUGCUGCUGCUGAUGAUGAUGAUGUAAAUGCUGAUGCUGAUGGUGAUGCUGAUGGUGAUGCUGAUGCUGAUGCUGAUUGUGCUGUGGUUGAAACUAGAAGUGAAGAUGCUAAUGGAGAUGCGACAAUAGAAGCAGAAGCAGAAGGAGCAGAAGCAACAGCCGAAGCAGAAGCAGAAGAGGAUGCGGUGGAUAUAAGAGCAUGGCCCAAGAGGAGGCGGGGCGGAGGGGGCAGCAGGAGCAGGAGCAAGAAGGCGCGCGUGGUGGUGGUGACGGUGGGCAGAGCGGGGUCUGGCAACGAUGCUUCCAGCCUGCCCUCCUCUGCCAGCAGCGGUGAGGACGUGGAGGAGGAGGAGGCAGCGGUUGCGGUGAGCAGGGCGAGGGGGAACGGCGAGGGCAAGGAGAAGGACACGAGCAGGAACGGCAAGAAGGACGCUUAUCUGCUGAAGCUGCCCAAGGACAUGCAGGGCCGCUGGUCAAAAGAACGGUACCGCACGGCGCAGGUGAAGCUGGUCGACAUCAUGCGCGCGCAGGGCGCGAGGCCCGGCAAGCCGAUGCUGCGGCCGGUGCUUCGGGAGGAGGCUCGGCGGUACAUCGGCGACACGGGGCUGCUGGACCAUCUGCUGAAGCACAUGACCGACACCGUGGUGCCCUCGGGGCAGCGGUUCAGACGCAGGCACAACAGCGAGGGCGCCAUGGAAUAUUGGCUGGAAGACGCUGGAUUGAUGGCUAUUAGAGCGGCUGCGGGCAUCAGUGACCCCACGUGGGUGCCCCCACCAGGCUGGAAGCCGGGGGCGGAUCCCCAUUUGCCAUGCGGUACCAAGCGGUGCCACAAGGUUGAGCGGGAUGUGGAGAGGAUGGGGGGCUCCAUGUCUGCCAUGCGCAAAGAGCUCGAAGAGCUGAGGCGGCAGGUGGGAAAGCUAUCCUCCAAAGGCCUGCAGCAUCAGGAGGAGCAGCAGCAGCAGCUGAACCAUUGUGUGAAGACCACGAAUGGGAGCAUAUGGGAGCCGAAUCACUCAGCCCUGCAGAAUCUGCUCACUAAUGUAUGGGAGGAGCUAAAGCAGCACAACAAGCUGAACCAGCAGAUCCUGCUUGCACUCAACACCAGCAACAGCGAUGUACUCGAUGCCAUCACAUGCCAGGCCGCCAAGUCCCUGCCUGCCAUUCUCGCCGCUGCUGCCGGCUCCCUGCUCUCUCUGCCCCACUCUGACCUCCACUCUCCCAACGCACAGCAGCAGCAGCAGCAGCACGACGUGCAGGGGAACACCAGGAGCACCAACACCCUCCCUGCUCUUAUUCUCCCCUCCGUCUCCACUGCGCUGCCAGUUCAGGAGCAGCCGUCGAGUGCACCAAGGCACGUGAAUGGGAGCGAGAAGCAGCAGAACGACCUCCAGCUAAUGACCUCUGCCACUGCAGACAACCCCCCUCUUUCUAGACUUCUGCCAUAG
Messenger RNA from Closterium sp. Yama58-4, 2607 nucleotides. NCBI's taxonomy places the organism in Eukaryota, Viridiplantae, Streptophyta, Zygnematophyceae, Desmidiales, Closteriaceae. The record is from the annotation of a GenBank genome assembly.